Abrus precatorius (Indian licorice) is the source of this 777-nucleotide messenger RNA. Its product is annotated as BON1-associated protein 2-like. Lineage: Eukaryota; Viridiplantae; Streptophyta; Magnoliopsida; Fabales; Fabaceae. The record is from RefSeq and is a predicted model, not a curated record. The transcript has a single exon. Bases 69 to 620 code for a protein of 183 amino acids.
ACUCAAACAAACCAGAUAUACACAUUCAUAAUUACACUUACACAUAUCUUUCUGCAAUUUCUUCUGCAAUGGGGGUAAGCUCACGUACGCUAGAAAUCACGGUGAUAUCAGGUGAAAACAUUCUAGUAACGGAGGAUCCAUACGUCGUCGUUCGGGCUGAGUCUUUAAAAUGCUGCACAACGAACAUGGCCAAAGAUAGUGGAAACAAUAACUCCACUUUCUUUUCGUGGAAUCAGAAGAUAAUGCUCAACGUGCCUGUGCAUGCAAGAUCCAUCACAUUCCAGGUUCAAUCCAACAGGUUCAAGGCUGUUCGACCCGUUGGAGUCGCCAGAAUCGCCGUUUCCGAUUUUCUAAACGGCGUCGUGUCCCAAAACUGCUUCCAAGUGUUUAGUUACCGGUUGAGGGACUGGGAAGGGAAAAGAAAUGGAAUCAUUCGCUUCGCAGUGAGGGUGGCGCCGCCGGAGGAAUGUUUGAAUUCCACUGUGGAGGCGGUGAAGGGAACGGUGGCGAGUAAGGAAUCCGGUGAUCAGUUCUUGGGAAUCGGGAUUGAUGACAAGAACUCUUGUAACGAAGUUGCCGUUGGUGUUCCAAUUUGGUGGAACUACCCUAGCGUUGUUUGAAGAUUUAUAUAUUUUCUAAAUUUUUUUAUUUGCUGUGUAUUUUGUGAAAGAGGGUGAGGAAAGCCAAAUUUAAUUCAAAUAUAUAUUGUGUGAUAAAGGUUGAUAUAAUUUGUUAGAAAUCUUGUCUUGUACGCAAACAUGAAUGCUUUUGUAAGAA